ACCUCCGGCUGAGCCUAGGGAACCCUGAAGAGAGAAACGAAUCAUCUGCAAAAAACUACUAAACACACAAAUCCAGAUCUGAAUAAGAACUGAAAAAAAAAGACAACGAGGAGUCUGAAAGCAGCGAGAGUCCGAACCGUCAGCAUGAUUUCGACUUCAAACUCCAGCCUGACGGCUGUCUGUGUGGUGGCGGCGAUGAUGAUGAUGAUGAUGAUGAUGUCAGAGGCAGCGGCGAUGCCCAAACUGGGCGGCCAAUCCAAACACUCGGCAAAGACUCACAGGAAGUUGUCGGACGGGGCGACGGUGGAAACGGUCCCACUGGAGCUCGACUCAAACAAUAUGGUUCCCAUCAGAACCAUCCGGCCGCUGCAGAACGCCUCCAUCUCCCCGUGGACAUACAACGUCUCCCAUGACGACACUCUGUUCCCCCCGGUGCUGUCCGAGGCUCGCUGUUUGCUGCGCGGCUGUCUGGACUCGGAGGGCCGCGAGGACCUGAACCUGGAGUCCAGACCCAUCAUGCACCAGGUGCUGCUGCUGCGCCGGGUCAAGUCCACGGGGGCGGGAGGGGCGGGACACGGGUACCACUACCGGCUGGAGUCCCGCCUCAUCGCUGUGGGGUGCACCUGCAUCCGACCCAUCGUCCAACACCAAGACUGACCCAAAAAAGUGGAUUUAGGGAGAAAAAAUGUGGAUUUAGAGACAAAAAAAUGGAUGUAGAGA
This is a messenger RNA of Perca fluviatilis (European perch), 720 nucleotides long. It is a transcript of the gene il17a/f1, whose product is annotated as interleukin 17a/f1. Gene Ontology annotation, cellular component: extracellular region. The record is from RefSeq and is a predicted model, not a curated record. Gene Ontology annotation, molecular function: cytokine activity. The coding region runs from base 145 to 657 and encodes 170 amino acids. Gene Ontology annotation, biological process: inflammatory response. The transcript is spliced from 3 exons. Lineage: Eukaryota; Metazoa; Chordata; Actinopteri; Perciformes; Percidae.